Botrytis deweyae is the source of this 888-nucleotide messenger RNA. RefSeq lists its product as uncharacterized. The transcript is spliced from 3 exons. Lineage: Eukaryota; Fungi; Ascomycota; Leotiomycetes; Helotiales; Sclerotiniaceae. The record is from RefSeq and is a predicted model, not a curated record. The coding region runs from base 1 to 888 and encodes 295 amino acids.
AUGGAGAACCUCCCUGAGGCAAAAGUAAAGCAGGAUCAAAUCAGAAUGAUGGACAAAGAUUCAACAAUUACAGUUGACAUGAACCCAGAUAUCAAUUUCUGGUUGUCAAAGUUACACGCACUUACAGCAACUCGGUAUGAAAAUUUUCAAAAGCUUACAGACAUUGAUGUUUUAAGGGAGGAAGCUCAUGUUAAAUACCGUAUCUUGAUCGAAGAUAAUAUGGCCAACUUCAAAAAGGAAUUCCCAAAUGCUUCAAGAGCUUUGGUGGCUGAAUUUCUGAAAGUGGCUUUUGAAAAUAAAACUCUUGACGACUUGAACGUUGCGCGUAAGAAACAAGAGAUCGUUUACACUGCCUCCCGUGAUGAGCUAGAAGAGAUGUACAAGACUUUCAACAAUCUCUUCCCGAAACACAUUCCUCAAGAUGUUCAAAAUCGUGCGAUCAUUAGUUUUCCUGCUACUGAAUUCGAGAGGAUAGUAGCAUUCUUCCAAAUUUGUUCGCCUGAGGAUGUUGCCAGAGAAAUCUUUACACACAAGGCAUUGCCAGGCUUCAAAAUUUAUAGCUGUGAGAAGAGCUUCAAUAGAGACGACCUUCCGCCAUCAUACAGAGCGCAGGUCGAGCGUGCACGACAGUUCCCUGACAAGCCGAAUCGCUUCAUCUCAUAUGAUACCCCAGGAGUUACUGAGAAAAUGCGAAACCCACAACGCAGAAAAGAAAAGGACGUUUUUACUACUACCUUGGAGACUGUCUGGGUUUACCAUCCGAUUUUCAAGAAAUAUGGGCCGCGUGUUGGUCAGCAGGUUUUUCACAAAUACGCGAAUGGCCUCGCCCAUGGCUUAAGAAGGAGAAUGAUGAUCUAUGUUGAGAUUUCAAUUGUUGAUGUUGAAUGA